Daucus carota subsp. sativus is the source of this 381-nucleotide messenger RNA. RefSeq names its product dehydrin Rab18-like. The coding region runs from base 1 to 381 and encodes 126 amino acids. The transcript has a single exon. Lineage: Eukaryota; Viridiplantae; Streptophyta; Magnoliopsida; Apiales; Apiaceae. The record is from RefSeq and is a predicted model, not a curated record.
AUGGAGAAUGUUAACAAUGCUAUCCCCUCGAGCGGUACGGCUGUUGAUCCCAACGCACUGGUUAAUCCAGAUGGGGGUCAGACGCAGCAGUCGCAGGCUAACCCCAACGCACUGGUUAAUCCAGAUGGGGGUGUGCCAUCUGGUUCUGGACCUACGCCUGCGGGCUCUGGUUCUGGACCUACACCUGCGGGCUUCGGCUUCGGGACUACGCCUCCGGGCUACGGUUCUGGGACUACGCCUCCGGGCUAUGGUCCUGCGGGACAGAUGACUUUUGGUCAGUUCAGUGUUCCACUUACACACUGUCCGGCAGGACAUGUUCCUCAGCCGAAUGGGACUGCUGUGCCUGUUGCGCCUGUUGCGCCCUUUGCGCCAGCUCCUUAA